Molecule: messenger RNA, 3126 nt
Organism: Acytostelium subglobosum LB1
Lineage: Eukaryota; Evosea; Eumycetozoa; Acytosteliales; Acytosteliaceae
Exons: 3
Coding region: 1-3126 (1041 amino acids)
Biological process (GO): regulation of transcription by RNA polymerase II
Cellular component (GO): SLIK (SAGA-like) complex; SAGA complex
Molecular function (GO): structural molecule activity
Source: RefSeq, a predicted model, not a curated record
AUGUAUGAUGAGGACUCGCUGUCACUGGUGGACCACACCUACGCCACAUCGAUCGAUGGCAGCAUACCAAUCGACAGCAGCAGCCACACAGGCUUAAACAACAGCGGCAGUAAUAGUAAUAGUAGUAACAGUAACAGUAAUAGUAAUAAUAAUAGUAAUAAUAAUAUAAAUGGAAGUGGUAGUGUACAUAAUGAUGCCAACUACUCAUCAUCGCCAACAUCACCAUUGUCUGUUGCCAAUGUAAUAGUAGGUGGCGUUGGCGUUGGCGUUGGUGGUGGCGGUGGGGGUGUUGGUGGUGGUCAGCAACAGCCACUACACUUUGUCCAUCACCUCCAGCAACAACAACAACAACAGCAUCAACUACAACAUACACAUCUUGUUGGAUAUUACCCUGGCUCAGUCUCACCUCAACAGCAGCAUCCCUCACAAUAUGAUGCCUUCCCUUUCAUCGAACACAUGUCCAGCCCACAGCUACUGUAUCAGCAGCACCAACAGCAACAUCAACAGCAACAUCAGAUGAUGAUCAAUCCACAGACGUCAUUCACAAAUUAUGGCAACGCGACUAUGACACCAGCCCAGCUGCAACAGCAACAACUGCAGCAACAGCAGCAGGGCAGAUCAAUGGGCCUCCAACAACAACAAGUGUCAUCACUGGCAUCAUCGUCCAAGACCACACCUCUGACAUCGUCUGCACCAUCAUCACCUGCACUCACCUCAAUGUCUUCGUCUUCAUCGGCCGCAUCGACACCAUCCAACAACAACAACAAUGCCAUCUUCUACCAAAGUAUCCCCGCCACGUACGCUGUAAAUAUCCCAACAACGACUCAUACAUACCCAAUGACAACGCAUGCGCCAUCGUCGUCCGUCAUCAACAUCAACGCUCAUGGCAGUCCCCUAGUAGUCUCAACCUCCCUGCCUGUACUCAAUGGUGAGGUCAUCAUGACCAACUCAUCACAAAUGCUCGCUGGCUCUGCCAACAAUCUCUCAUCAUCCGUGCCCACUUCAGCAGGAUCAUUCCUCGACAACCUUAAUCUUUCCUCAUCGCCCAACGUCUCGCCAACUGGCUCCAAGAAGUCAGUCACAAAGCAAAGAAGGAAGCCAACAACAAAGAAGGACGCAUCCUCUGAGAAUGUAUUCAACAACAAUGGUAAUGGUAACGGCAACGCUGAGACAGAUGGUGGCGCAACCACAAGUCAGUCGUUGCGAGGCUACAAGAAGUCCAACAGCUAUCCAAACUUGAAGAGACAGACGUCUGCUGGCGAGUUGUCCGAUAGGGGCUCAGGCGGUUUCAUGCCGCCAGGCACUGGGGGCAACAUCGAGACGGACCCACAAUCAUUGAAUGCUUCGGACUCGUCAUUCACCAGCACUCUGUCCGACAGCAACAAUACCAACAUCACACCCAACGACAGCUUUGACGAUGGCUCUUCCACCACGACGGUGACGCCCUCGCGCAAGAAGAACAAGAACCUGCAUUUGAACAUCUCGGACAGCUCAACGAUGAAACCGACCGUUCCACACUCGAUGCUGACGCCCAGCCUCUCAGGCCUGUCACUGUCGGGUGGCUGUUUCUCACCGCUCAUGACACCCGUCUCCCCCGUCCACAUGCCCAACUUCUCACUCAACCAGUCCAGCUCGUCGCUGGUGGCCUCCACCCUGUCCAAGAUUGACAUUCGCGACUCUGUCGAGUCGAUCAUGAGUCCAAUCUUCCAGUCGUGGCCCUCGUUCAAUGUUCAGGCCGACUUUGCCCGUCGCAUCCGCGAGACGUUCAUCCCGGCCGAGUAUCUCAACGAUGGGACCUCGACGCCACGCAUGCCCCAGCUCGAGGACUGUCUCAAGAUGCUGCUCUGUGUCAUCCAGCCUUUUGACGAUGGUUUGAGGAAGCAGAUCGCCUCCUCCUUUGUCGACUUGGCCAGCGAUUGGCGCGACUACCUAGACAAGAGCAUCUGCGUGACAGAGGCCAUGUUCCGCGAGAAGUUGGCCAGCUUCAACGUGUUCCGCAUGGCCAUGCUGACCGACCCCAUGAACGCCAACAUCCCCACGCCCACCAUCCCAAUGAUGCAGCAGGCCAGCGCACAGCAGGCGGCCAUCGAGCACCAGGCGAGCAUGAUGGGUGGUAGUGGCGGCCUCAUGGGCUCGCAACUCUCCAGCAACGAUCUCUACGGAUCACCUGCACUAUCAUAUGUACAUCCCUCAUCACCAUCCUUUGCACCACUGUCUGGCUCAUUGGACAUGUCUCCGGACUUGACCACACCACUGUCCCCCGGCUACAUGGAGUUUGCCGAGCACCUGACCUACAAGAACCCUCUCUCCUACACAACAUCAUUCACUGGCUUCUCCAUACCGGUGGCUCCACCAAUGAACUCGACAUCGAUGGACAAGCAGAUCGCUUCAGCAGCAACAUCAUCAGUAGUACCAGCAUCACCAAAGAUCACACCAAAGCGAACGUUGGAUAUGAUACAGGGACAAGGGCAGUCGAACAACAAGGGGGAUGGAGUAAUGUCACCUGAUGUCGUUGGAAUGGAUGCACAACAGCUUCAUUACCAAGGUCUCCAACAGAAACUACAUCAACAACAACAACUACACCUACUCUCCGUCCACCAGCAAAUGUUACAACAACAACAACAACAUCACCAACAACAACAACACCAACAGCACCAACAACAAAUCAAACCGAUGUAUAAUAGCGAAGCAACCUCCACCAUCAUCUCCAACCAUCAACAACAACAACAUCAACAACAACAACAACAUCAACAUCAACAACUACUACAACAACAAUACUACUACAACAACACGAACAACUAUGCACUCUCGCAUAACUCUCUCGCAACGGCCAUGUCAGGCCAUCAACAACAACAGCAUCCAACAACCAUUCAACGACAUAACAGCGCACCAACCAUCAUCUCUUCCAACUCCAUUCCACUUGUAUACAACCAACCUAUUUUUUCUCCAACUCUACAAUCGCAACAGCAACAACAACAACAUCAACAACCUCCUCCACAACAACAACUUGUCCAACCUCAACAGCAACAGCAACAGCCACAGCCACAGCCACAGCAGUCGCAGCCCCAGCAACAGCAGCAGGCCACAAAGGUCAAGAAGGAGAAGUCCAAAAAGAAGGUCACUUAG